Xyrauchen texanus (razorback sucker) is the source of this 4340-nucleotide messenger RNA. Its product is annotated as proline-rich transmembrane protein 3. The transcript has 4 exons. The coding region runs from base 179 to 3247 and encodes 1022 amino acids. The record is from RefSeq and is a predicted model, not a curated record. NCBI's taxonomy places the organism in Eukaryota, Metazoa, Chordata, Actinopteri, Cypriniformes, Catostomidae.
CAGGUGGGAGAGAGCAGUGUGUAUUGUAGAUGCAAUGGCAUCAUCAGUGGAGCGGUUGUUGCGGUAGGCAAACUGCAAUGGAUCCAUUGAGGAGAUGAAAUGAGAAGAACAAGAAAGCGUAUGAUUUCAGCUAUCAAACACAACCAUAAGCAGCUUCACAACAGGGCAGAACGUCACUAUGGUCCCUCUACUCCAACUCUUUCUGCUUCUGCCUUUGAUUCAGCCAAUCACAAAUCAUGUUCAUGGAAACACUCUUUCUCCUCCAACUGUUACCUCAAAAUCAGUUUCAUAUAAAUUAAAGAGUUGGACAGAUUCGCCUGUAAAAAAGAAAUAUCAUGGAUUUGCUGGGAAUGCUGCGUUUGAAAUUUUCAGACCAUUUCUUGGUAUUGGAAAUACCAAACACCUUCUCUAUGGGAAAAGUUUCAUUAAACAAAGUGGAAGUCCAAAUGAGUCAAGAGUUCAGUUGUUAGUAUCACCCAAAAACAGAGUCCAAAGACAACCCAACCACACUGACAUGCUACCAAAAGAUGCUGCAAAUAAUGCAGACCCCAAAAGUAAUUCAACUGAAUGGCUAAUCGCCAAUCAAAGUGCUGACAUUUCAAUCUUUCAAGGAAGCGAGUCAAUGAAAGACAACCCAGUUACUGAAUUCAAAGAGACUGAUUUGUCAACAGUUGGGUCAGGUGACGUUUUGAUAGCUGCAGAAGUUGGUUUCAUAGGGUCAUCGACAGAAACUGUAAGAUCAACUGGUAAAGAGAAUGCCCAGUAUGGACCACAAGUUCUGAAUGCUUACAGUGUGCUUGCUAGUGUGAUCACAGCACAUACAGAGCCAACAGUUAACCCUUCACGUCAGAUCAGACCGCUUUUAACUGCACCAGCAAAUGAAAAAACUGCAUCCAGAUCUGACUUUCAGGGCACUUCCAAUAGAACUAGCCAUUGGGAUGCAAAUGGGACUCGAUUGGAAAUAGGUAGAUUUGGAACAACUACUCCAACUCCAACUGCAACCCAGUCAGAAAUUCAGUUCUCCACUUUACUAUCGUACAGCGAAACCACCACUGCUAGCACAAGCACAGUCAAUCUUCAACUAAAGACACCAUUACCAGGGGUGCACACCAUUAUUUACAACAAUUCACAACCAAUUAGCACAACACAGUCAACUUCAACAACAAUACCCAUCGACCUGUCAACGGGGACAGGAACUACAGGAACAGUGACAAGUGCAACCAAUAGGACAAGAGAAACUACAACCUUAACUGCAAAGCUGUCAGGAAAAAUGGAUCAACAAAACAUUAACGGUACAAACACAUUUCUGAGGACUACAUCUUCUCGCCCGAUUGGACGUGGCCGCUUCAUAUUCUCUGAAAACUAUGCAAAAUACACAGAGAUGGACCCAUCAGUCUCGCAGAGAGUAGUCCUACCUGUGAAGUCAAGCACUGCCUCCCCAACGCCUGCCCUACCCAAGGCCCCCUGUUCUACUGGUGCAGACCCCUGUGUUUUUUCGAAAGAUCUCAAUGAUCCUAAUACAUUUGGUGCCACAAAUGGGAGUGUUUUAGUGUGGGCGGACCUGCGUCGCACACUGUCAUUUGCAUGGGAGCUGCAUGUAUUUGGUUCUGCUGCCCUCUUCAUUCUUUUGUGUGCCGGCGCUGUCUUUGGCUUAGCAUUAGUUCCCAGCAUGCACUGCCCUCACCAUGGUGAACUGGUGCUUGCCAACAGCCUCUUGCUAGUUGCAGGUACAGUUAGGGCUGGACACUUCUUGAUCGACCCUUAUGGGACACGACUCCUUCUACCACCUCCUGUCAUAAUAGCUUUAUACACGCUCCCCUUGCCGCUGUUUAUUUUGGCACAGGCUGCAUUGGUUAUACUUGCACUAAAUGAAACAGGAGCAACUUUGCUACCUCCAGCACUUCAGAGCCCCCCUUUGUUGGGAGUGUUGGCUGUUUUACAAUGCACUCUGCUACUUGCUGCUGACUUACUUUCACCUGCGCUCUCGCCAGCUGUUCCCAUCGUCCUACAGAGCCUCACACUGACUGCAGGCCUGGCACUGUGUUUAGGGUACCUCUUCCUGGCUUUGCCAUGCCUCUCACAAACACAUGCACCUCGGGCUGGAAAUAAGGUCCUGGGUGAAGGGAGGGUGCGAGUUUUGGUAUGGGUAGUGGCAGUUUGUGCUCUUCUUGGGGCAGUGUGCUGUCUGUUGCACAUAUACUCCUGCCUGUGGUUAUAUGGGCUUCUAGGAGACUGGAGGCGCUUUUGUUGGAUAUGGUGGCUCUGCCAGUUUUGGGCAAGAUUGUUGGAGCUUGCUUGGGCUUUCUGCCUGCUUUUGGUGUCCUCCUGGGUCUUCUGGAAACCCAGUGGAGGCCAAAUAUGUGGAGCACCAAGACAGGAAGAAGCUGCCUCAGAAAACCAGCCCUCAUCCUCGCACCCAUCAAACUCUACUGGCAGACAUACCUGCUGGGCAAAGAUUGUGCAGAGUCUGAAGGUCAGGCAACAAACGAAAUCUGAUAGCAAUGGGAAUGGAGAGUUGUCCAAUAACUGGGCAGGACAGGAGCGAUCAGGGGCAGAUAUUAGCAACAGCAUGAUACGAAAUCAUGGCUUAAUCAAAGACAGCAAUCUAAAGAUCUUUGCAGGGGGUUCAGCAGGGUUAAGGCUGCAGGCACUUGUGCUGCCACCUCAGCGAUCUGAAAGUAGUAGCUUGGACAGGGACAAGGAGUCAGCCAUCUCGCUCUAUGACUUUGACCUGCGCCCUCCAACCCCUAUUGACCUGAGCCGCAGUAUUGAUGAGGCGCUUCAUCGUGAGCAUCUGUUAAGGGGCGGAAGCCUGUUCCAGCCACUGCAACCACUAUCACCUCCUCCAUCUCCAGAUGUGUGGAUGCGACGGAAUAGUGAACCACAGAUCACAAUGUCAUUGAGUAGUGAUGAACACACACUGCUCACAGAGUCCUACGUAGGUCUGGAUCGCUCCAUACCUAGUGCUGUGCCUAGCCGACAGGUCACAGCCCCCCCUACACCCACCCAUCAGGGCUUCCGUUGGGUCUCGGAGGCACCAGUACCCUCCUCAAUGUCCUGCCCUGUCUCACUGCAUCCAUCUCCAAGCACUGGCCAUGCCCUGGUGCCAAGCACGGAAAACACUAGGCCGUUUCUAACCCCUGACCUUGACAGUUCACAAUCGAAUAGCAGAAGUCGGUGCAGUUACCUGAAAGUCAGUCAUCAGGAUGACUUGGCCAGCUACAGUAGUGACAUUAUUGAACUUUGAAGUUGUUUGUUGUGGCACAUAUUCCAUAAAAAUCUGAGUUAAACAGCGACAAGAUGCAACUAACCCCUUAAGUUAAUUGUAAGGAUAUUAUUACUAAGGGUUUCCUUAAUUUAAGGGCUUAGUUGCUACUAGCUGCAGAGCAUAAUUAAAGUGUUUUGGAAUUUUAAGGAAGAGGAACACAUUGUUUAUUGUACUUCCAAUCAUUCCUGAAAUACAGUAUACCUGAAACAGAUCAAAAUAUUACCAUAGCAGUUAUCAUUCAGAAGUAUGGUCAAGAUUUCAACACAGCUGGAUGCUCCCGCACCACUACUUUAUCCAAAACAGUAUAAUUAUUCCUGUCCAGAGCAAUAAUUCAAGCUGUGAGUAUAAAAAAUAAGACAAUGUAAAUUCUAUAUUUUUGUUGUUUGUAAAUAAGGAGAUAUUCUGAUAAUGAAUUGCAUUUACUGUAAAUGACAGUCUUCCCUAUUGUAAGAAUAUUCUGGUCCUGAUGGAAUAAGGACUGAAAGUAGACUUGGAUUUUCCAGAUUUGUGUACAAUACAAUAGGUAAACAUCUUAAAUAAUGUUAUAGUGUGACAUGAAAGGGAAGUGAUUUAUAUAUGUUUUGCCCUAUUUCUCAUUGCUUAGCUGGAAACCAAAAUCUUUUUUUGCCUCCCUUACAAUGUUUAAAAUGGUGGGAUAAGAACAAUUUCAUAAAAAAAAAUAUCUGUAUUAUUGGCUGGCAAGGGGAAAAUACUGUAUACUAUGCAGAGUUGCCAGCAAAGAGGCUGAUAAAUGUUAAAAUUGUGGUCAUGUGACAGUGUAGUGAAUCAUUUAUAGACUGCUGUGACCCAGUAACCAAAACAAAGUUCUUUCCUAAUGUGUCCCAAUGUUUAUUUGGGCUGGCCUUUCAUUGUCGACAGCUGUAAUAUUGUUUGUGUAGCUUUCUUUCUUUCCAAAAAUAAAUAAAUAAAUCAGUGCCAUAGUAGAAAACAUGAUAUCGCUUCAUGUCUCUGUGUACUGUUCUGUUUGCUUUGGAAUAAAACAGAUGGAACAUGUGUUGUCUCUACAAUUUUUCAAUGAAACAUUUUACAAAAGCAUUUACAUUUUAUUACA